GUACAGGCUGGGCUGGUGGUGGCUGCAGAAGGAGAAGAACAAGGAGGAGGUGGAAGAUGGUGGAAUUAGAGGUGAUGGCUGCUGGACCUACCGGCUGUCACCUACUUACCUGCUAACAGCAGCCUGCCCGUGCCAGCCUGGGAGCCUCAGAUGCUCUGUGUUGGCAGUGUGACAGACAGUGAGGGUGAGCAGUCCACAGAGAGCGGUGAUCACAGGCUUUGUGGCUCUGAGCCAAGAUGUUGAUACAAUAAGUAUCUAACUCAAUCUAACCUGCCAUGAACCACUUAGCGGGAUCUCAGGAGGUGGAGAUGAGUGAUGAGCCUGGAAACGCAGACAUCAAUGAGUCAGUGGAAGCUGACCUUGAGCAUCCAGCGGAGGGAGAACAUCAGUAUGCAUCUCCUAACUCACGGCAUCUGGCCGAGGAGCAGGAAGGACACUCUGGGCAAGAAGAAGAGGGCACACUUGCCAGAUCAGCUAGCACCGAAAGUGGAUUUCACAACCACACAGAUACAGCUGAAGGGGAUGUAAUAGCUGCACAGGUAGAUGCAUAUGAUGCAGAUCGAGGUCAGGAUAACGAGGACGAGAGUGCGUAUGCCAUUCAAUAUAGGCCUGAGUCUGAAGAGUACACUGAAAAUGCAGAAGCAGAACACGGUGAGGCUCUGCAUAACCGAACUCUGCCUAAUCACUUGCACUUCCAUGGUCUGGAUCAGGAGGAGGCACUAAGUGCGGCGUAUUCUGGUUAUGUAUAUACCCAUCGACUCUUCCACAGAGGGGAGGAUGAGCAAUAUGCAGAACCCUAUGCAGAUUAUGGAUUACAAGAGCAUGUAUAUGAGGAAAUAAGUGACACGCCUGAGUUGGACAUUAGGGAGGGCCUUCGACUUUAUGAGCGGGAAAGAGAAGAAGCUGACAAUUAUCGCAAAGCAGCACUUGGUGCUCGCUUACACCACUAUGAUGAGCGAUCUGAUGGGGAAUCUGAUAGCCCAGAGAAAGAGGCAGAGUUUGCACCUUACCCAAGGAUGGACAGCUAUGAACAAGAGGAAGACAUUGAUCAGAUUGUGGCAGAGGUCAAACAGAGCAUGAGUUCUCAGAGCUUAGACAAAGCUGCUGAGGACAUGCCAGAAGCAGAACAAAACCUAGAUCUUACUGAAACUUCCAAAGUUGGUGGGAGCAAUGUGAGUAAUGGUAAUCUGUCAUCUGGCUCUAAGACUGUGGCUAAUACAGGUGAGAUACAAAGAUACAGCAAGGAGAAGAGGGAUGCAAUCUCUCUGGCCAUCAAGGACAUUAAAGAGGCAAUAGAAGAAGUAAAGACCAGGACGAUUCGUUCCCCUUAUACUCCUGAUGAGCCAAAAGAGCCUAUAUGGGUGAUGAGGCAGGAUAUCAGUCCAACCAAGGACUGUGACGACCAAAGUCCCUUAGGGGGAGAUUCUCCUUCUCCAGAAUCUUCAUCACCCCAGGGAGCAGAAUCAACAAAUAGACAUCAUCAAAAUGCCUGUGAUUCUACAGAAUCCUCGUCAAAUAAAGAGUCAAGAAAAAGCUUGGCUUCAUUCCCGACCUAUGUGGAAGUUCCUGGACCCUGUGACCCAGAAGACCUAAUUGACGGAAUUAUUUUUGCUGCCAACUAUCUUGGCUCCACGCAGCUGCUCUCUGACAAGACCCCUUCUAAGAAUGUGCGCAUGAUGCAAGCACAAGAAGCUGUCAGCCGAAUUAAGAUGGCCCAGAAAUUAGCCAAAAGCAGGAAGAAGGCUGCAGAAGGAGAGGCACAGCCUAUGACAGAAGUGGAUCUCUUCAUUUCUACGCAGAGGAUAAAAGUAUUAAAUGCAGACACGCAGGAGACAAUGAUGGAUCAUCCUCUGAGGACCAUCUCUUACAUUGCGGAUAUUGGAAACAUAGUUGUCCUUAUGGCACGUCGGCGUAUGCCACGCUCCAACUCUCAGGAAAGUGUAGAGGCAUCCCACCCAUCCCAGGAUGGCAAGAGACAGUACAAAAUGAUCUGCCACGUAUUCGAAUCUGAAGACGCGCAGCUAAUUGCUCAAUCCAUCGGACAGGCGUUUAGUGUUGCUUACCAGGAAUUUCUGAGGGCAAAUGGUAUUAACCCAGAAGAUCUGAGCCAGAAAGAAUACAGUGACUUGCUGAACACUCAGGACAUGUACAACGAUGACUUAAUCCACUUCUCCAAGUCUGAAAACUGCAAAGAUGUAUUUAUCGAAAAACAAAAGGGGGAGAUUCUUGGAGUAGUGAUUGUUGAAUCUGGUUGGGGAUCAAUCCUGCCCACAGUUAUUAUAGCCAACAUGAUGCACGGAGGACCCGCCGAGAAGUCGGGAAAGCUAAAUAUUGGGGACCAGAUUAUGUCUAUCAAUGGCACUAGCUUGGUUGGUUUACCAUUGUCUACCUGCCAGAGCAUCAUAAAGGGCUUGAAAAAUCAAUCCCGUGUGAAGCUGAACAUCGUUCGGUGUCCUCCAGUUACCACUGUUUUAAUCAGAAGACCCGACCUCCGAUACCAGCUUGGCUUUAGUGUACAGAAUGGAAUUAUCUGCAGCCUUAUGAGAGGUGGCAUUGCAGAGCGAGGAGGAGUGCGCGUGGGCCAUCGUAUCAUUGAAAUCAAUGGACAAAGCGUUGUAGCUACUCCUCAUGAGAAAAUUGUUCAUAUUCUCUCCAAUGCUGUUGGUGAGAUACACAUGAAGACCAUGCCGGCAGCAAUGUACCGACUACUGACCGCACAAGAACAACCGGUUUACAUCUGAUCGCCUCACUUCACAGCUUGCAUGGAGGACAUUUCUCCUCACUUGUGGUUGUUUUCAUAGUGCUGCAUAUGUGUCUACAGAAACAUCUCCAACCCACUAGUUGCACUCUCUGACGCUCAUUCAUUUUUUUUGUUUGUUUUUUUAAAGUCCUCUCUCUAUGGGUUUUCAAGGUGAAUAAUUUUACAGAAAGCUGAAAAAGCAUUAAGUGAUGUGUUCCCACUAUGAAUAAAGCUCUACAUCACCCUAAGAACAAGCUCUACAUUACCUUAAGAUCAAAAAGACUUUUACAGCCCAUUGAUAUGCCUGAGCAAUGAGUCUUCUCGUCCCAGAAGGUGUCAAAGCAGAAGAUUGUUUACUAAAAAUGGUAAUUGAGUUCUAAGAAAGAGUUUCUUUUGUUGUUGAUUUUGUGUUUUUAUUUUUUCUGUUUUUCAUUUUGUUUGUUUUAUUGUGAGGGAUUUCAUUUGACUGCUAACUAGGUUCUUAUUCAUUAAACUGUAUGUUUCUUUAAUGCACUAACCUGUUGAUCAUGAUGAUGAUUGGGAUUGGCCAGUAGUCAGCAAAUACAUUCCAUGGGACGCCCGUUCAUGCAUGCACAAUAGCUGGAGAGUGAAUAGGGAGUAGACUAUGCAUGGAGGCAUUGCACUACCGUUGAGGCACUGUCAUGGAUCUAAAAUUGUGAGGACUAAGCAAGGAAUGCAGAGCGAGCCUUUAAGGUCAGACUUUAACCAGCACUUGGAGCUUAAUCUGGUAUCAGAGUCACUGAGGGCAAAAGAACUUGCUCAAGCUGCUCAAAUAAGUGUAAUACUGAAGGAUAUUUACAUUUCUGUGUCAGUGGCCAUCACAUUCCUAUAUAUUUGUAUCUAGCAUCCAAAAACUCUGCGUUUAACAUUAGAAUUAGCACUUCUUUUUUUAAUUUGCCAAGAUGAAAAGUAAACCAAACAACAGAAUUCUUUUUUCUGUCUCUCAUUUGAAAAAUCAUGAAUAUAUUGUAGAUAUAUUUAAAGAAAGCCGAUGUGCUAUGUAAGGUUUUGUUGGGUUUUUUCCCUUCUGGGGUCUACAAGACUGUACAGAGCAUUACAUCAUAAUGCAAUAAUCUGCAAAAAAAAUAAUUUGAAAAAAAAAAAAAGUGCUUAACACAAGGAAAAAUAAUUUUGACAAAUAUUGUAUUAGCAGAUCAGCUCCCUAAUAAGAAUUGUAUUUGUGUGUGGGAUACUUAGAAUGAAAAAGAUUCCUCAAAACUCCUCCCCCACACACUAUUACAACAUCAACCAACAAUGGAAGUGGAAUUGUGAAGAUUCACUUGUUCAAUCAUAAUGCUGGCACUAACUUUAAUUCUGCUUAUACAAUGUCUUCUCCAGUACAGUGUAGUGGGUAUUUUUAUGUUGCUGGUGCUUUAUAGCUGCCAUACCAAUAGUAGUCCCAACACUGAACAUAUUGAUGGAUUAUCAAACUGUGUUAGAACCUAUUUAUUUAAGAACUAAAAUCUUAGUUUUAGGUACCAAGUUAGACUAAUCGCAGUGGAGCAUGACACUCUAGGAGGUGACCUCAGCAAGGUUUUUAGAAAAUCCUCUAGUGAGCGCUCGCUGAUACCCUGUGGAUCACAAUAAGAAGUCUUCUCUGCUGAGGUAGUAAAUACUAGAGGACGUGAUGAUGAGAUUUCUAUGUGCACAAUACUUUAGGAAUUAAUUCUGGUAACUAGGGAUUUAAGGACAAAAUAGCCUCAGUGACCUUUAUAUAGCUUCGUAUUACAUGUAAAUGUGAAAGAGUGGUAUAUAGACACUAAGUGAGUCUACAAAACUCAACAUGUGACUUCUCAGAAGGAUUUAAAAAUAUUGAUGCACUCCCAAAAUACAGAAUUCAAUUGAUGGGGGAACUAGAAAAAAACACUUCUCAAUAUAUGUAGAUUUAGAAUUUCCCUAAACAUUAACACACACCAUGCAUAUGUUUACAGAUACACUUUGAAGUCAUUCCUUUUAAUUUGUAUUUUUGUACAAGAAAGAUAGUCCUUUGAAAGAACCAUGCCCUCUAUUUUGUUGUUUACUCUUCUCCAGGUUAAAUCAAGUGUAACUAAAAUAGCGGGAUGGUUUGAGUUCUCCUUUCCAGACAGACACGAAAUGUGACUAAUAUUUAUUUUGUGAUGUAGAAAUAUUUUUUUUUCUGUAUGUCAGGCUCAUAUCAAUGAUUUGUGUGAGUUUUCAACAUUUAGUGCGUCAUGGAAAUAAUAAGCAUUAAAUUCGAAGUGAUGUGUA
Molecule: messenger RNA, 4990 nt
Organism: Pelobates fuscus (common spadefoot toad)
Lineage: Eukaryota; Metazoa; Chordata; Amphibia; Anura; Pelobatidae
Gene: APBA1
Product: amyloid beta precursor protein binding family A member 1
Exons: 13
Coding region: 276-2741 (821 amino acids)
Biological process (GO): chemical synaptic transmission
Cellular component (GO): plasma membrane; cytoplasm; dendritic spine
Molecular function (GO): amyloid-beta binding; protein binding
Source: RefSeq, a predicted model, not a curated record